Molecule: messenger RNA, 606 nt
Organism: Guillardia theta CCMP2712
Lineage: Eukaryota; Cryptophyceae; Pyrenomonadales; Geminigeraceae
Exons: 3
Coding region: 21-488 (155 amino acids)
Source: RefSeq, a predicted model, not a curated record
GGAGGCGCGGGUGGCCGACGAUGCAGCGCUACUUGAAUACGGCUCGAUCACUCUGUAAAGUUCAAGUUCCUCGCUUUGCUUUGCGCAACUGGGCUCCUUUGACCUCCAGUAGAUUUCUCUCUACUGAAGCAGCAGUAGAAGAAGAUGAUGAAGAUGUUGUGGGUUACGUGGAAUACGAUAUGUUCGAUGAGACGUACAUGACCGAGAAGGAGAAAGCAUACAUCAGGAAGAUUGAGCGAGGUGUCGGUGAUCUCAAGAAGUUCGCUGCCGAGACUCCUGUUACUCCAGAAGAAGUGGCCCAGUGCAUCGUGAAUAUGAUCCAAACUCAGCUAGAAGAGAACAUGGAUGUCGUUGAGACCGUGCCUGAACAAGAUUAUGCAACGGCGGUUGACAUUAUCAACCAAGAGAAAAUUAAGCUUGGUCUGGACAAGCUGGAUGUGGAGCCUCGCCGGCAACUAUCUCUCAGGCAGAUGUUCCAGCACGAUUAAGCAGUUGGUUCAGGUUGUUGUGAUAUCUGAUUAAGCCGUUCACGAGACAAUCUGCGGGUAGUGCCGCGAAAGAGUCUAUUUGAGGGACAGCAAGAAUCAGGAAUAAAGUAGAAAUCGC